AUGAACAGUGAUGAUCAAUUUGUACGCUACAUGACAGAAAUUUACAAGAAACAACACUUGGAUAUAUACAUGAACCAACAGCAAAAUAAACCAAUAACUCAUCAUACACGCACCACUACCCAAUCACUAUCAAGUCGACUACAAGUAACACGACAAUUACCACAGCUAAUGGACCAUCCAGUUACAUUCGGUCACAUUCAAGAAAUACAUUGCCAUCAUCAUCACCAGAACCAGAUACCAAAGACAUCUAUAAUCGAUCGGGUUACACGACCAAGUCCAUCUUCAGCAAACCACCAAGUUUCAUCAACACCACGACGGCCAUUAGAAGAAAGUGGAUCCGAAAAUCAAUCUCAAAGACAAAUAAAGAAGUCAAGACCUCAUGAAACUACACCAUCAGCUCCUCCACAAAUAUCAACAACAGUUAAACCAUUUCAUCUACCAACAGCACAUCUUAAACGAGCAGUAGCGAAUAAUCUACCGUGCUUUUAUAUAAAAUUUGAGAGUAAUAUAACUCAAUGUAGUAAACCACCAGCCAUGAAAGUGACAAGAUGGAUUCGUCAAACAGUCCAACAACAAUCAUCUGAACCAAUAGGAGACUUUUCUAUACUGAUACCUGUUGGUACAAAUCGAUAUAAAUUGGACGUAACAUCAAAAAAUGAUUUCUUAUUACUUUGGAACUGUAAGUGGCCAAAUGAAAUGGACAACAUUGAAGUUGAAAUACAACGACCUCCUUCUCUACCUGAUUGUUGUGCACUGGUAGUGCGCUACGCACCAGCUGAUCUAUUAAAUGGAUUGGUCUAUCAAGAAAUUACUAAAUCAAUUAGCUCAGCAAGUUCCUUCUAA
Molecule: messenger RNA, 843 nt
Organism: Rotaria sp. Silwood2
Lineage: Eukaryota; Metazoa; Rotifera; Eurotatoria; Philodinida; Philodinidae
Source: the annotation of a GenBank genome assembly